Molecule: messenger RNA, 2061 nt
Organism: Emys orbicularis (European pond turtle)
Lineage: Eukaryota; Metazoa; Chordata; Testudines; Emydidae
Gene: IL1RAPL2
Product: interleukin 1 receptor accessory protein like 2
Exons: 10
Coding region: 1-2061 (686 amino acids)
Biological process (GO): signal transduction
Source: RefSeq, a predicted model, not a curated record
AUGAAGACUCCCGUUCUCUUGGUUCUUGUGAUCUGUACAGUCGUCAGCACAAAUUUGAAGUUGGUAUCAAAGAGAAAUUCCGUUGAUGGUUGCAUUGACUGGUCAGUGGAUCUCAAGACAUACAUGGCUUUGGCAGGUGAACCAGUCCGAGUGAAAUGUGCCCUUUUCUACAGCUAUAUCAGGACUAAUUAUAGUAUGGCCCAAAGCACAGGUCUUAGGCUUAUGUGGUACAAAAACAAAGGAGAUUUAGAAGAACCCAUUAUAUUUUCAGAAGUUAGGAUGAGCAAGGAUGAAGAUUCAAUAUGGUUUCAUUCGGCUGAGUUGCAAGACAGUGGAUUCUACACGUGUGUUUUAAGAAACUCCACCUAUUGCAUGAAGGUGUCAAUGUCCUUGACAGUGGCUGAGAAUGAAUCUGGGCUUUGCUACAACAGCCAGAUCCGAUAUUUGGAAAAAUCAGAAGUCAUGAAAAGAAAGAUAAUCUCCUGCCCCGAUAUUGAGGAUUAUAAAACAUCAAAUCAAGAGCCGGAAGUAGUAUGGUACAAGGAAUGUAAGCCAAAAAUGUGGAGAAGCGUCGUAAUUCAGAAAGGAAAUACUCUUUUAAUUCAAGAAGUCCAGGAAGAAGAUGGAGGAAAUUAUACUUGUGAACUAAAGUUUGAAGGCAAACUAAUAAGAAGAACAACUCAGUUAAAGGUUACAGCUUUGCUCACCGACAAACCUCCAAAACCAUUGUUCCCCGUGGAGAACCAGCCGAGUGUCAUAGAUGUCCAGCUGGGUAACCCACUAAGCAUUGACUGCAAAGCAUUCUUUGGAUUCAGUGGAGAAUCGGGCCCCAUGAUCUACUGGAUGAGAGGGGAAAAAUUCAUUGAAGAACUAGAAGGUCACAUUAGAGAAGGGGAAAUCAGACUCCUCAAAGAACAUCUUGGAGAGAAAGAAGUGGAAUUAACAUUAACCUUUGAUGCUGUUGGGGAGGCAGACCUGGCUAACUACACCUGCCACGUGGAAAACCGAAAUGGACGUAAGCAUGCCAGUGUCCUUCUGCGUAAAAAAGAUUUGAUCUACAAAAUAGAGCUUGCCGGAGGAUUGGGAGCUAUCCUUCUCCUGCUUAUUUUGCUUGUGACUAUCUAUAAAUGCUACAACAUAGAGUUAAUGCUAUUCUAUAGACAGAAUUUUGGAGGUGAUGAAUCUAUGGAUGACAACAAGGAAUACGAUGCCUAUCUCUCUUACACCAAAGUGGAUCCAGAUGCAUUAGACUGUGAUAAUAACGAAGAGGAGCAGUUUGCACUUGAAAUACUGCCAGAUGUUCUGGAAAAACAUUAUGGAUACAAACUCUUCAUUCCAGAUAGGGACCUGAUCCCUAGCGGGACAUACAUUGAAGAUCUCACAAGAUGUGUUGAGCAAAGCCGAAGACUCAUUAUCGUGUUAACUCCAGACUAUGUUCUCAGGAGAGGAUGGAGUAUUUUUGAGAUGGAAAACAGACUCCAUAACAUGCUAGUCAGUGGAGAAAUCAAAGUUAUUUUGAUUGAGUGUACUGACUUAAAAGGCAAAGUGAAUUACCACGAAGUGGAAUCUUUAAAGCACACCAUCAAACUUCUCUCAGUGGUCAAGUGGAAAGGACCAAAAAGCAGCAAACUGAAUUCUAAGUUUUGGAAGCGCUUAGUCUAUGAAAUGCCAGCGAAGAAAAAAGAGGUUUUAUCUCGGCGCCAAGUCCUGGACUCUGCAGAACAGGGACUUUUUGGAGACCUCCAAACUGUACCAUCUCUUGCCAUGACAGGCGCCUCUGCCACUUUUGUAGCAUCUCAAGCAGAUUUAGCCGAUUACCAUCAAACGGAUUCCAUGCAAAUGAGACAUUAUUGCAGAGGAUACGAGUAUGACAUGUCAGCGGCAACCAUGCCAAUAGCUUCCAUAAGUAAUCACCACACCUAUUGUAACAUACCCUUGACACUACUAAAUGGACAGCUACCUCUUAAUAAUACCAUGAAGGACACCCAAGAAUUUCACAGGAACAACCCAUUGCUACCUUUAUCAUCCCAGGAAUUUAGCUUCACAAGUGAUAUUUGGUAG